AUGUCUUUCUUGGAACUUCCCCUAGAGCUCCGUCUCAUCAUUUACGAGCAUGCAGCCGUCGAGGGAGCAGCCGUGACAAUUGGAGCUUGCGAGUUGACGGGCAAAGGCGCCGACGUCGUUGACCGAGUCUACGGCGACCAACGCGCUCCUCUACCAGGUCUCCCACCUAUGCACGAGCCCGCCAUUCUUGAUACAUACGCAUCACAUCUGCUAUCCGUCUCACAACCUGCCCGCAUCGACGUCUCAGCAUCACCAUGUUCCCAACCAUCAACCCACCACUCAACCUUGUCUUCACUCUUGCUGCUCAAUCACCAAAUCAAUGCUGAACUUAGCACUCACUUCCGACCAAAGAACACCAGAAACACAAGUCUCUUCAUCCAAUUUCCCCUAGGACUCCACGUCUUCAAGACAAAAUGCCCCCAUUUCGUACAACACGCUCGUAGCAUCCACAUGGCCGGCAGCUAUCCCAAGCCCACCUCUGUAAAACAAUCUCCACAACUCGACCAGCUAGCACACCUCGUAUCUGCCACUCUAGGCAAAGACCCACGCUAUCCUAUCGAGAAGCUCGAAGCCCGCAUCUACUUCCCGGGCGGCGAUUCCUAUCCUCGUGUCUGGGACGACUCUAGUCCCGCUUCCGUCAUCUUGCGCAACGUCUGCGAAGGUUUUAUCGACAUGGAGGUUGCAAGAGGAAGACACGGCACUGGCAUCUACGUCUCUGUACGACCUCACCCGGACAACAAGAGAGUCAUAUCCACUGUCUGGAGACGCCUGGUCGAAGGAGAUAGUGGCCAACCAACUUGUGGUGAUUGGGCUGUCGACAAGCAGUGGCCUCAGUGGAAUGCUGAGUUUGCUCCCUCGUCACCAUUACCCUGA
Molecule: messenger RNA, 873 nt
Organism: Aureobasidium musti
Lineage: Eukaryota; Fungi; Ascomycota; Dothideomycetes; Dothideales; Saccotheciaceae
Source: the annotation of a GenBank genome assembly